Sinocyclocheilus rhinocerous is the source of this 1761-nucleotide messenger RNA. RefSeq names its product atypical chemokine receptor 4-like. The record is from RefSeq and is a predicted model, not a curated record. Gene Ontology annotation, biological process: cell chemotaxis; positive regulation of cytosolic calcium ion concentration; G protein-coupled receptor signaling pathway. The transcript is spliced from 2 exons. Gene Ontology annotation, molecular function: C-C chemokine binding; C-C chemokine receptor activity; scavenger receptor activity. Gene Ontology annotation, cellular component: external side of plasma membrane; membrane. NCBI's taxonomy places the organism in Eukaryota, Metazoa, Chordata, Actinopteri, Cypriniformes, Cyprinidae. Bases 129 to 1289 code for a protein of 386 amino acids.
CGCACACGCAAACACACACCCAUGGCCGUCCUCUUGCCCCAUCUGCAAUUAUCAACAGAGUGUUUCACUUCUCUAGGUUGAAGGCAGCUCUUUCCAGGACAGAGUGUGACUCAGACGCUACAGAGAUCAUGAUGAGUGUCCUUUUGGAUUACGAACAUGACUAUCAUUAUCAUGACCAUGACAAUAGUUCCAACCACAGUGACUAUGAUGACAAGGAUUUUGCAGACUUCCACACAGUCUGCGACAAACAAGAGGUCCGGUCUUUCGCUGGGGUCUUUUUGCCAGUCGUCUACACCCUAGCAUUGAUCCUGGGCCUGGCAGGAAACUCGCUGGUCAUCUUAGUUUACCUUUCCCACAAACGCUUACGGACGCUGACGGACGUUUUCAUCCUUAACCUGGCGUUCGCAGACCUCCUCCUGCUCCUCACACUGCCCUUCUGGGCUGCGGAUGCAGUGAAUGGCUGGGAGAUUGGCACAGCUGCCUGCAAGAUCACUUCAGCUCUCUACACCACUAACUUCAGCUGUAGCAUGCUGCUGCUGGCCUGCAUUAGCAUAGACCGCUAUCGUGCGCUAGCCAGAGGCUCCACCACCGCCAACGCCCCAGCCAGGAGCAACGCCCGCAGGCAGAGGAUAAUCAUGUGCCUCAUGGUUUGGGGACUUGCCAUUGUCCUCGGAUUGCCAGAUAUGGUGUUCUACACAGUGAAGAAGCAGCACUCGAGUGGGCGUAAUGCCUGCCGGGCAGUUUACCCACACAGUAUGGCGCGGGCAGCUAAAGCAACUCUGGAAAUUCUGGAAGUGUCUCUGAGCUUUCUUCUGCCUUUCCUGGUGAUGAUGUUCUGUUAUUGCAGGGUUGGAAUUGUGUUGGGUCAAGCCGCAACAGCGGGCGUACGUGGUGGAAGGAGAUGGCGGGCAUUUCGGGUUUUGAUAGCAGUAGUAGGUGUGUUUCUGUUGACCCAGCUCCCCUAUAAUGUGGUAAAAUUAGUCAGAGCCCUGGAUGUGAUCUACAUUUUAGUGACAGAAUGUGAGGUGAGCAAAAACCUGGACCGGGCCAAUCAAAUCACUGAAAGUCUGGCCCUCACGCAUUGCUGCCUGAAUCCUGUGCUCUAUGUCUUUAUUGGCUCAUCCUUCAAAAUGCACGUUCUGAAGCUUGUCAAGCGCUGCGGGCAGACAGGAAGAGGGUACCGCCAUGGCAAUGAACAGCCCACUGUCGAGAUCUCCCUUAAGUCAGGCACACAAACUCACACUCACUCUUCGUCGGACAAUGAAGACACGAGUACGUUCACCAUAUGACACCGCAAUAACUUCAACAAUGAGGACUGCCAACUAUAUUCCAGUACAUUAUUUUAAAAAUUAAAGUUUUUAAGUAACUUUGACAAUAACAGUCGUGUACAAAGUUAAUUAAGUUUGAAGUAUAAUUCAGUUUUGAUGUGAUCGCUAGCGUAUGCGUAUAAAGUUGAACACGUUUCUUCUUUUUUUUUUGUUAACUUACAUGAACACAGGCACUAAACACAAAUUCACUAGAAAGUUUAAUUUGUGUUCAGUGUCCGCACUAUUUCCAGUCAUUUAAACUAGAGUUGCAGGUUUCUUUUAACCCCUCUCAAAUAGGGAUGGGUCACAAUUUUCAAAUAUUCGAUUAGUUAAUUUAAUUAUAAAAUAUCAAAUAGGUUGUGCGAUUAUGGUUUAAAAAAGUCCCCAUGUUUGCGAGAGAAAGUAUUGAAAUAUAUUUUUUCCUCCCAUCUCGUAUUUAUUCCCUUUAGGGGCU